AUGAUUGCAUCGAUAACGAUUACCACCGCGGACAACUCCAUCGCCACCGGUAGGCCCACCGUGGCAUUCACCACUCCACAAAACUACGCCACCAGACUGUCUCAGCUACUCACUCUCAAGUCUCUCACUCCCCUAUGGUGUCCGACCAUCAUCACCGGACCCACCCCGCAAAUUCUCUCCUCCCUAGCCCUCCACCUCGCUCCCUCCACCAUUUCUUCCAUCUCCGCCGUCGUAUUCCCUUCCCGCACCGCCAUCACCGCAUUCUCAACCGCCAUAAAAUCACUAGCAACUCCUCUUUUACCUACGAAGGGCGAUUCAUUCAUCGUCGGCGCCCUAGGUAAAGACGCAGAGCUAAUUGACACUGAAUUUUUGCUUAAUUUUUGUUCAAAUAUUGAUAGAAUCAGGGUUUUAGUUCCUCCAACGGCGACUCCGACCGGUCUAGUCCAAUUGCUUGGGGCUGGAGGUGGUCGCAGAGUGUUGUGUCUAGUUCCGGAGGUAGUCGGACUGGAAGAGCCUCCGGUUGUUCCGAAUUUUCUCAGGGAGCUACAGGCUUCCAGUUGGUCGCCGGUUAGGGUGGAUGCGUACCAGACAAGGUGGUUAGGACCAUCAUGCGCGGAGGAAAUAGUGAAUAGGAGUGAGGCAAAGACGGAGGAGGGAAAUGGAUUGGAUGCUGUGGUAUUUACCAGUAGUGCGGAAGUGGAAGGGUUGUUGAAGAGCUUGAAUGAGUUAGGAUGGGAUUGGGAGACGGUGAGGCGUAGAUGGCCGGAUUUGGUUGUGGCAGCGCAUGGGCCGGUCACAGCGGCAGGAGCCGAGAGGCUGGGCGUCGACGUUGAUGUUGUGAGUGGCAGAUUUGGUAGUUUUGAUGGCGUUGUGGAUGCUCUACAUGUUAGGCUGCGAGGUUUGGGUUCUAAAUGCAUGUAA
Jatropha curcas is the source of this 921-nucleotide messenger RNA. RefSeq lists its product as uncharacterized. NCBI's taxonomy places the organism in Eukaryota, Viridiplantae, Streptophyta, Magnoliopsida, Malpighiales, Euphorbiaceae. Gene Ontology annotation, biological process: tetrapyrrole biosynthetic process. Gene Ontology annotation, molecular function: uroporphyrinogen-III synthase activity. The record is from RefSeq and is a predicted model, not a curated record.